This is a messenger RNA of Cooperia oncophora, 387 nucleotides long. The record is from the annotation of a GenBank genome assembly. NCBI's taxonomy places the organism in Eukaryota, Metazoa, Nematoda, Chromadorea, Rhabditida, Trichostrongylidae.
UUGAAUUUACGUUCUUUCCGAGUUCAUUGUUUCAGGAGCUUUACACGGACAUUCCCGGCUUCGUUAUUCCCGACCACGGAUUCUGGAAAAAGGGCUUGCAAGGGGUCAGGCAAGGCAAAUUCGCAUGAGAAAAUCGGUUGGCAGAAAUUCACAGAUAAAGUAAUUAGUCUGAUUUCCUUGAAUACUACUGGAGUAGUGUUCCUGCUUUGGGGAGGAUUCGCACGUAAAAAGGAGUCUCUAGUCGAUUUGAAGAAACAUGCAGUCAUUAAGACGGCUCAUCCUUCUCCCCUAAGUGCGACCAAGUGGUUCGGAUGCAAAUGCUUCUCGAAGGCGAACGCUGAACUCACACGCAUGGGACGACCAACUAUCGACUGGAAGUCGCUUUGA